CCAAGUUUCCCCUCUCGUACGGCAUCCACGCGGUACAAGGUAUGAGCUGCUGCUUGGUGUGAGUUGGCAGGUUGGCAAACGAUGACAUGACUCUCCCCGUCUGCAUUGAGAGAGGCCUCUCUGCAGAAUAUCUACCUGACCCCGUUUUCUGGACCACAAGCUACCAGAGCUCAGCCUCACACGCCUACGAUAUCCACGUUGACGACAGUAUACGCCACAUUGUGCCCAGCAGAUUCCAUUAAACUUCCUUCGGUCUUGCCGUAGAGCUCCAUCAAACACCCAACCUACAAAAAGAAUCAAACGCACAGCAACCCAUUUGCCAUCGGCUGACUUUUCUCCUUCAUACUACCAUCUCAAGAUACCCAGCCCUCAAGAGCUACACAUCUUAGCAUUGCCUUGCUUGCAUCGUUGCUACGAUAUCAUUAAUUCUACCAACCUGAACCCCACUAGACAUUGACAGAAGACACAAUUACAGUAAUAAUGUCUGGCACCAACCCGGAGAAGCCUCCUAUUCAACCGGAGCAGCAGCUCUACCCUCCCCCUCCCACCGGCGACAACAACCAACAGCAGCCUCCUCAGUACACCUCUGGCCAUGAACAGCAGCAGUACAACCCGGACCAGAAGAGCGCUGCCGGCCCUAGCCACGAGCAGCAACACUUCCCUCCUCCGCCUCCGGGCCCUCCUCCCGCCGGCCAGCCCCAAUACACACACGCUCCCCAGCAGCAGCAGUACGCCGGCGGCAGCUUCGUCCCCCAGCAGCAGUCAUACGCACAGACACCCGGCCAGCAAGCUCCCUACAACCCCGCCGAGCACGGCGCCGGACACCACUACUCACAGCAGCAACAAUUCGAAGGACCUCCGGGCUCCGCAGCACCGGGCCACGCCCAGGGCGGUCCUUACACCGACCCGGCCGCCGCCCACGCCGCCUACAUUGCGCCCGCUACCGAUCCCAACCACAAGGAGAAGCGCGGAUGGGGCGAGCGCCUCUCCCAGAUGGGCAUGAAGGCCGCCGUGCCCAUCAACGCCCUGGCCAACAAGAUGGGCUCCCAGAGCUUCCUGCCCACCACCAUGGAUAGAGAGUGCGAUAAGGCGGCCAAGAUCCUCAAGAGCUUCUGCAAGGAGGGAAUCACAUCCGACGUACCCCCACAGACACAAACGGGCGAGCACCUCGACCCCGGCAAGCACGCCGAAGCCACCGGAUCACGCCCCACGACGCCCAACAAGGAAAAGGUCCGCAAGGACUCCAAGGCCAUCGUCAAGAUUCCCUCAAAGGUAAUCAACAAGGCCGUCGGCCUCGCAAUCUUCACCACCGCCCGCGUAGGCUUCCAGUUCUCCGGCGCCACUGGCUCCGGCAUCCUCAUCGCCCGCCUCGCCGAUGGCUCCUGGUCCCCGCCCUCCGGCAUUCAGGUCCACGCCCUCGGCGCCGGCUUCAUGAUUGGCGUCGACAUUUACGACUGCGUCUGCGUCAUCAACAGCCCCGCCGCCCUCGCCGCCUUCAUGUCCACGCGCGUCAGUCUCGGCCCAGACGUGGCCGUCGUGGCUGGGCCCUACGGCGCCGGAGGCGUCAUGGACGUUGGCGCCUCCUUUGGCGGCAAGAAUCCCGAGGUCCAGGACAAGAAUGCCAAUGACCACGUCACGGACGUCAAGCCCACCGACGACGGCAAGCUCAAGGCCGACGACAAGGACAAGAAGCGCAGGAGCAGCAGCACGUCCCUCAAGCCCGUCUUCUCCUACGUCAAGUCCCGCGGGUUCUACGCCGGCAUCCAGGUAGAUGGCACCGUCGUCACGGAGCGUAAGGACGCCAACGCUGCAUUCUACGGACAAAAGGUCACCGUGGACCAAAUCGUCAAGGGCCAAGUGCCGCCCCAGGGCCCCAACGGCAUGUGGCCCGCCGGCGCGCACCCCCUCUACGAGGCCCUCCGUACCGCAGAGCAGCAGCAGGCUCUGCCCGAGGUCCAUCUCCCCCAGGCGACGCCCGGCCAGCAGGCCCCGCCCGGGUCGAUCCCUCCUCCCCAGCAGCAGGGUCAGCAGCAGCCCCACUACGGCGGCGGCAAGCCCGAAGGGACCGGCAUCCCGGCUUAUGGCGGACAGCAGCAGUACGUUCACUCGGAUGCCGGCGGCCCGCUGGGCUCGCACCCGCCCGGCCAGGGUGGCCCCGUCGCCUCGGGCGGGCUAAGCCGCGAGGAGCAGCUCCCAGGCUACGUGGAUGACGGUGUGGCAAGGCCUGGCGUCGGUGAUCACAAGGGUCAUUACCAGUAAAAAGAGAAGAGUGAAAGUGAUGUGUAUGGUUUCGGGUUUGCACAAGGAAAGAAGAGUUUUUGCAAAGUGCCAGAGAGAUAUCCCCGUGGGCGUUUUAAGUGGUUUGCAUGCUUCAAGCUUAGCAUAGGAUGAAAACAAAUCAAGAUAACCAUCAAUAUUG
Messenger RNA from Colletotrichum godetiae, 2419 nucleotides. RefSeq lists its product as uncharacterized. Gene Ontology annotation, molecular function: phosphatidylinositol binding. Gene Ontology annotation, biological process: regulation of ruffle assembly. The transcript is spliced from 2 exons. The coding region runs from base 481 to 2259 and encodes 592 amino acids. Gene Ontology annotation, cellular component: ruffle membrane. The record is from RefSeq and is a predicted model, not a curated record. Lineage: Eukaryota; Fungi; Ascomycota; Sordariomycetes; Glomerellales; Glomerellaceae.